Molecule: messenger RNA, 3071 nt
Organism: Hipposideros armiger (great roundleaf bat)
Lineage: Eukaryota; Metazoa; Chordata; Mammalia; Chiroptera; Hipposideridae
Gene: NUAK2
Product: NUAK family kinase 2
Exons: 7
Coding region: 114-1988 (624 amino acids)
Biological process (GO): microtubule cytoskeleton organization; protein phosphorylation; intracellular signal transduction
Cellular component (GO): cytoplasm
Molecular function (GO): ATP binding; tau-protein kinase activity
Source: RefSeq, a predicted model, not a curated record
UGGGCGCGCGCUUCGGGGUGGCUGUGGGCUCCGGUGAUGGGCGCCGGACGUGUGCCCCGAAUCUAGCCCUGUCCCCGCAGCCGGCCGCCACUCUGCCAUCGCUCCAGCUCGCGAUGGAGUCGCUGGUUUUCCCCCGGCGCCUCAGCCCUGCUCCGUCGGCCGCCGCCGCCCUGGCCGACGGGCUCAAGUCGCCCAAGCCCCUGAUGAAGAAGCAGGCGGUGAAGCGGCACCACCACAAGCACAACCUGCGGCACCGCUACGAGUUCCUGGAGACCCUGGGCAAAGGCACCUACGGCAAGGUGAAGAAGGCACGGGAGAGCUCGGGGCGCCUGGUGGCCAUCAAGUCAAUCCGGAAAGACAAAAUCAAAGAUGAGCAAGAUCUGAUGCACAUUCGACGAGAGAUUGAGAUCAUGUCAUCACUCAACCACCCGCACAUCAUUGCCAUCCAUGAAGUGUUUGAGAACAGCAGCAAGAUCGUGAUUGUCAUGGAGUAUGCCAGCCGGGGCGACCUGUAUGACUACAUCAGUGAGAGGCAGCAGCUCAGUGAGCGCGACGCCCGCCACUUCUUCCGGCAGAUCGUCUCUGCCGUGCACUACUGCCACCAGAAUGGGGUUGUCCACCGGGAUCUCAAACUGGAGAACAUCCUCCUAGAUGCCAACGGAAAUAUCAAGAUCGCUGACUUUGGCCUCUCCAACCUCUACCACCAAGGCAAGUUCCUGCAGACGUUCUGCGGGAGCCCCCUCUAUGCCUCGCCGGAGAUCGUCAACGGGAAGCCCUACACAGGCCCAGAGGUAGACAGCUGGUCCCUGGGUGUUCUCCUAUACAUCCUGGUACAUGGCACCAUGCCCUUCGAUGGGCAAGACCAUAAGACGCUGGUGAAACAGAUCAGCAGUGGGGCCUACCGGGAGCCGCCUAAACCCUCUGACGCCUGUGGCCUGAUCCGGUGGCUGUUAAUGGUGAACCCCACCCGCCGGGCCACCUUGGAAGACGUGGCCAGUCACUGGUGGGUCAACUGGGGCUAUGCCACGUGUGUGGGGGAGCAGGAGGCUCUGCACGAGGGAGGGCACCCUGGCAGCGACUCUGGCCGGGCCUCCAUGGCUGACUGGCUCCGGAGGUCCUCCCGCCCUCUCCUGGAGAACGGGGCCAAGGUAUGCAGCUUCUUCAAGCAGCACGCGCCUGGAGGUGGGAUCACGGCCCCUGGCCUAGAGCGCCAGCAUUCCCUUAAGAAGUCCCGCAAAGAGAACGACAUGGCCCAGUCUCUCCAGGGGAACCCGGCUGACGACACCUCCCCGCGGCUUGGCAAGAGCCACCUCCAGCUACCAAAGGGCAUUCUCAAGAAGAAGGUGUCGGCCUCCUCAGAGUGGGCAAGGGAGGACGCUGAACUCAGCCCGGUCCCUGCGAGCGCAGGACAGGCUGCCCUGCUGCUUCCCAAGAAGGGCAUCCUCAAGAAACCCCGGCAGCGGGAAUCGGGCUACUACUCUUCCCCUGAACCCAGCGAGUCUGGGGAGCUCUUGGAUGCAGGGGACGUGUUUACGAGCGAGGUCUCCGUGGAGCAAAAGCCCCCCCAGGCCUCAGGGCUGCUCCUCGGUCGGAAGGGCAUCCUCAAACACAACGGCAAGUUCUCCCGCACAGCCCUGGAACUCACAGCCCCCACCACCUUCGGCUCCUUGAAUGAACUGGCCUCACCUUGCCGUCCAUCCCGGGCCAGCCGCCCCUCGGGGGCUGUGAGUGAGGACAGCAUCCUGUCCUCCGAGUCCUUUGACCAGCUGGACUUGCCUGGACGGCUCCCUGAACCCCCGCUGCGGGGCUGUGUGUCUGUGGACAACCUCAUGGGGCUGGAGGAGCCCUCCUCAGAGGGCCCUGGAAGCAGAGGACUGAGGCGCUGGCGGCAGGACUCCCUGGGGGAAAGCUGCUUUUCCCUCACGGACUGCCAGGAGGUGACAGAGGUCUACCGACAGGCACUAGGGAUCUGCUCAAAGCUCAGCUGAGGGUGGGGGGCAUGGCCCCACCUGGACAGGCUUUACGAUGUACCUCGCAACCCCCCCCCCCAGGGGAGACUGCCUUCUCCCCAGCUUCCCAGGACCAGCAUUCCAGCCCAGAAGGCUGAGGCGGUUUGCAGUUAAGCCCUGGGGAGAGCUGGAUGUGGGAAAUGGGCAAGUGAAGUGCAUUGAGGGUUCAGUCUUCAGCCUUUUCUAACCAAGAGGACAGUAGAGGGGGAAAGAGUAGAGAAGUAGAGAGGGAGGCCUAUGGCCAAGUCCAGGUUUCUGUUUCGUGCACACGUGGUAGGGCCACAGAAGUCUGGAAAGAGCACUCUCAUCAUUACCCACCUCCUUUAUCGCAAUGAGGAAGUUCGGUGCAUGGUGCCUUCCUGCCAAGGUGGGGAUGGAAACUCCUCAGAUACACAUUCCCAUCCCCACCAGGCACUAAAACUGGAAUAUGGAACUCCCUAAUGUGCCCGGGUCAUCCUGGAAACAUUCUAGAGUGUACCCUCUCUUAUUUCUCCCAGCAGUAAGAGAACACAACCUCUUCCCUCAAAGGUUCUCUCUCCUUUCCCAUCCUUCAAACCUGGAGUCGCUGCUAUGAAUCUAAAAGACUUGAAAAGGCUCCGGCUGCUAUUGGACUUCAUCUCAAGGGGCCCAUAUUCCCCGGGACCUCCACGUUGGACCUCAAAGACUCUGAAUUUCUCUAGCCUCCAAGCUGCUCCUGCUACUGAGAAUGGACGUGUCUAUUUCUCUGGGCCUUCAGGACCCUAGAAUGUCCUAUUUAUGUUUUUCAGCUCUGUGUUUUUUAAAAAGUGAAUCUUACUGUUUUCAAUAAUGUGAAUGCUAUGUUCUGGAAAGUCCACUAUGACACCCAACUUUUGUGUACAGAGAGAUAUUUUUGCAAUGAUUCCCUACUGAUCAUGCGGGAGGGGGGACCUUUUAUAAAUCCACAAGUUCUGUUGCACUAUCCAGAGAGGAUCUCUGGCUUUCUCAUCCACGCCCUGAUUUUGUCUACCUGGUGGUCCCUCUUCCCUUCUCUGUGGCCAGGAAUAACCAUUCCAUUAAAAACUAGAACGGUGAUUGAAAAUA